AUGGCAGAGGACAUCAAGGCCAAGCUGGAGCGCUACAAGACGGCGCCGUUCGACAGCCGCUUCCCCAACCAGAACCAGACCAAGAACUGCUGGCAGAACUACCUGGACUUCCACCGCUGCGAGAAGGCGAUGGCGGCCAAGGGGGCGGACGCCACCCCGUGCCAGUGGUACUACCGCGUCUACAAGUCCCUUUGUCCCACCUCCUGGGUGACAAUGUGGGACGAGUACCGCGAGGAGGGGACCUUCCCUGGCAAGAUCUAA
Molecule: messenger RNA, 261 nt
Organism: Pterocles gutturalis (yellow-throated sandgrouse)
Lineage: Eukaryota; Metazoa; Chordata; Aves; Pterocliformes; Pteroclidae
Product: cytochrome c oxidase subunit 6B1
Exons: 3
Coding region: 1-261 (86 amino acids)
Cellular component (GO): respiratory chain complex IV; mitochondrion
Source: RefSeq, a predicted model, not a curated record